AUGGCAGUGAUAAAGGUUUGUCGGUUCACAAGUUACCAGGCAGAGGAAGUAGCACACGAAGGUUAUCCCCCUGAGGAAAUACCACAUGAAGAUUGGCAAGCAGUCAACUAUCAACAUUCAUUAGGUGAUGGCUCCAACAAGAAUAUGGAGGACAUGAUCCGCGAGCUCUCCACAGCCCUCUCUGGUGUCAAACACGAGCAAGACUACAUGGAGGUCCGCGAGCGCAUUCACCGCUCCAUCAACGACAACACAAACUCCCGCGUCGUCCUGUGGUCCGUUUUCGAGGCCCUGGUACUGGUGGCCAUGACCAUUGGCCAAGUGUACUACCUCAAACAGUUCUUUGAGGUCCGGAGGGUGGUGUAGAUCUGUAUUUCUUAUUUUCUUAUCUUCGUUGCAUCAAAGGAAGUGUUCUUUGCUUUCUCUCUGUUUUUCGCCGGAAGAAAUCAAACUGUUUCAAAGUUGUUGUUUUUUCUUCUGGUGGUGUUAUUUAUGUAUGUGUCACUAGAAUGAUGUGAUUACUUUACACUUCCCUUUUUUUUUUUUUCCUCUUUGUGAGUGGGGUUUGCCUACUUGUAAACUCUUUGUUGUCUUAGUUUUCUUCUUUUCCAAUGUUACAAAAUCGAGGACAAACAAUUGCGUGUUUUUGUAAUUUAUCAAAAAAACUGUAGUGUGGUAUUUGGUAAUGUUCCAUAAAGCAACAAAUUACAGUCUAGUAACUUCAAAAUAGUUAUUAUGAAAUCACUUAUGUUAUUGACCUUAAACAUGAGCUAAAAAGAGUGAGAGAAACAAAAAUCUUAAUGCAGUGUUUCCAAACUGCAUUUGCACAGAAUGUUUUUAUUAUUGACUUAAGGGGCAGUCAACUUGUUUUAGAUCAAGUUAUUAGACAAAUUGAUAAUACAGAUAUGAGUUUCGUAGGUGUUUUGCCACAAUCUUUUUCAUUUUUUUCACAAAUUUAAGGAGUAGAUGUUUAUUUUUUGUUUUGUGAGGUUAUAUUUGCUUCGCUUAUGUGUUAUUCUCAUGCAGUGGCAUAGAUGUAAAUUUUUAUGUGACUAAUUUUUAUGGAAAAAAAUAAAUAAAUAUUGUUA
Penaeus indicus is the source of this 1085-nucleotide messenger RNA. Its product is annotated as transmembrane emp24 domain-containing protein 2-like. Gene Ontology annotation, cellular component: Golgi apparatus; endoplasmic reticulum; endoplasmic reticulum-Golgi intermediate compartment. The transcript has 5 exons. Gene Ontology annotation, biological process: endoplasmic reticulum to Golgi vesicle-mediated transport; Golgi organization; intracellular protein transport. The record is from RefSeq and is a predicted model, not a curated record. Lineage: Eukaryota; Metazoa; Arthropoda; Malacostraca; Decapoda; Penaeidae. The coding region runs from base 1 to 363 and encodes 120 amino acids.